Molecule: messenger RNA, 1935 nt
Organism: Aureobasidium vineae
Lineage: Eukaryota; Fungi; Ascomycota; Dothideomycetes; Dothideales; Saccotheciaceae
Source: the annotation of a GenBank genome assembly
AUGCCCGACAAACCCCUCACCAUUGCGACCUACGCCGCCGGCGCAUCGCUGGCAGCCAUCACUCUCGUCUACGUAUUCGGUCCCACCUUCAUGCUCGACGAUGAAGCCUCACAAUCCUCGCGAUCCACCCGCAAGAGGGGUGUCGUAGGCCUCGUCAAUCCCGCCAACGACUGCUUCAUCAAUUCCGUCCUACAGACCAUGGCCGGUCUCCCCGAACUGCGCAUCUACCUGAUCCGAGAACUUCACCGACGAAAGCUGGACGGGAAAGAGAUAUACUCGAUUGUCGAGCAAUUGGAAGAUGAAAUCUCGCCCAACGAGAGCAAGGACAUUGUCAAGAUGAACGAGACAAAAGAGCCGAGCUGGAAGGUUCUGGGUUUGCAACAGGGUCUUGUCACGGCUGGACUCAAGGACAUUCUGGAUGCGCUUAACGAGCGCCCCAUCUACAAGAAGACCAUCUCGGCCCGUACCUUCGUCGGUGUCAUAGAGACUGCCUUCAGGACACGUAUCAGUCGACAGCAACAAGACGCUCAAGAAUUUCUGCAAAUCGUCGCCGAGAGGCUGAGCGAGGAAUACAAUGCUGGAAGAAAUGCCAGGAGAAAGGCCAAAUCGCUCAAGAGCCCCAGUACCACCACCCUCAAAGCACCCGAGCCUGAAGACGACGCANAAGAGAAUGGACACAAGCAACGACCGGACACGCUUCGACCCGUAGAGUCGGCUCGCGGCCUGCAAGCAAAGUCGGAAAUCGAACAAAUCCGUCAGAGCGUGCACCAACCGCGACAUGCAGAGGAUGAUGACUUGCAAGACGAUCCAGGCUUUCCUCUCGAAGGAAAGAUCGAAGCUCAGAUUGAAUGCAUGACCUGCCACUUCAAGCCCAAACCUUCAGUAUCCAGUUUCGUCACUCUCACCCUCAACGUACCUCAUCAUUCUUCAACCACGCUGAAUGCAUGUUUCGAUGGCAUGCUGAAAGUCGAACACAUCGAUGACUACAAAUGCGACAGAUGCCGUCUGGAACACGCCACUCAAGUCAAGACCAAAGAAUUAUCACGCGCCACGGAUGAUGAAACACGCAAUCUCCUUACUCAUGAGCUCUCCGCUAUUGAGAAGGCGCUCGCUACGGAUCCGGAAGCUCUGCCCAAGAGAAUCAGAUUGCCUGACCCAUCUCUAGCCCCCAAACGUCGUAUCUCACGCCACAUGCGCAUCAGCGGCUUUCCCAAAGUCCUUGCCAUCCACUUGUCGCGAAGUGUCUGGGAUCCUAAUUCCAGCAGCAGCAGANACAUGGCCAAAGUCAGUUUCCCGGAGACACUGCCUUUGGGUGGAUUAUUGGAUCAACAUUCUUACCGUUUACUGGGUGUUGUGACGCAUAAGGGAGGCCAUAACAGCGGUCACUACGAGAGUUUCCGACGACAAUAUCUUGCCGAACCGUAUAGUGCGAAAUUGAGCAUGGGCACACAAGGCAUGUACUCUGCUCAAGGAACACCGAGGNGCAAGCGGCAUGCCCAGUCCAAUGCUCGAGCCCUCCACUCCAUGCCUCACACACUCUCCCUCCAGCAGCGGCAACAGCACAUCCUCCCGCUCUUCAUCAAUAAAAAGCGCUUCUCCCUCCGCCACCGUCAAAGUUCAAAAACCGCGGACCCUGCCAAUGACGCGAAAAGCACACACAGCAGCAGUAGCGGUGCUGGAACUCCCCUGCCGCAAGAAACUCACACUCCCUCGAAACCAACUGCUGAGCCCACAUACCAGCAAACCGCACGCACAUCCUCAAAAGCAGGCAAAAGCCUUGAUCUGAGCAGGUUGAAACGCAAACAGAGAAAUCAACAUAAUAGAUGGUGGAGAAUCAGUGAUGACAAGAUCAAAGAGUCCAAGACUAGCGAUGUGUUGGGCAUGCAGCGGGAAGUCUACCUGCUCUUUUAUGAAAUCAUGGUGCCUGAGGUUUAG